UUUCUCCUCCUUCUUCCCCAACAUCUCCACCUCUCUCUCUCUCUAAAAGAACCAAUCUCAGUUAUCUUCAAACAAACUUGAGAAACCUUAAGAUCGAGCUAGGAGUGCAUGGUCAAUAAUUCAAAUGAGAAGCUACCUAAUUUGGUUUAACUAAGAUGAUGGAGAAGAACAAUCAAGGCGACUUAGCCGAUGUAGUCCGCGCCACCACCACCGCCACCGCCACCGCAUCAAGAACUUCAAUCAACUACCCUCCCGAAUAUUUCGGCGAUCCAUUCACUUACAUCGCCGAUAUUCCUCUCAUCCAAUCCCCUCCAACCACUUCUCACCUCUUCUACAAUUCCAAUCCACCCUCAAACAUCUUCUCCAGGAUGCUCGAAAUCUCUCCGAAUAUCAAGCCACGUGAACUUCCAUCGCCGCCGCCGAGAAAUACGCCCAUCAAAAGAAGGAAAAGUCAGGCGAAGAAAGUAGUUUGUAUUCCAGCAGCAGCACCAGCAAACAGCAGAGCUACCGGAGAAGUUGUUCCAUCGGAUCUUUGGGCAUGGCGGAAGUACGGACAGAAGCCAAUCAAGGGUUCGCCUUAUCCUAGGGGCUAUUACAGAUGUAGUAGCUCAAAGGGGUGUUCGGCGAGGAAACAAGUGGAGCGGAGCCGAACCGACCCGAAUAUGCUCAUGAUCACCUACACCUCGGAGCACAACCAUCCGUGGCCUACGCAGCGCAACGCCCUCGCCGGCUCCACCCGAUCUCAACCACCCAAGACCAUCAAGGACUCAGAAAAGGAUACAAACCCCAAAAAUCACGACCACAAGGAAACCUCCAUAGACAACCAUGGAGCCGUCAAAGAAGAGGUGGAUAAUCGGGUUGAAGCCGAAUUCGACGAAACAUACAAGCCGGAUCAAGAUAGUUUUUUUGCCGAUUUGGGGGAAAUUGGAGAUAAUCCAUUGAGUUUAUUCGGACAAGGGUUUCCAUCACGUGAUGAUGGCAAUAGUCAUAGUGAUUUAGAUCCGUUUGACUUGUAUGAUUGGGCAAUCAGCACCACUGCGACAGAGGCGGAUGCGGUGGAGGACUCGGCCGGGAAAGCUUGAAAUGGUUCCUUUGAUAAUCUCUGUACAAUAUUUAGAAGGUGUUUUAUGAGGUUUGGGCUUACAUGGGAAACUUUGAUUUUUUAAUGAUUGAUUUAAUGCAACAGAUUUAAG
Salvia splendens (bonfire salvia) is the source of this 1193-nucleotide messenger RNA. RefSeq names its product probable WRKY transcription factor 35. Gene Ontology annotation, cellular component: nucleus. Lineage: Eukaryota; Viridiplantae; Streptophyta; Magnoliopsida; Lamiales; Lamiaceae. Gene Ontology annotation, molecular function: DNA-binding transcription factor activity; transcription cis-regulatory region binding. The transcript is spliced from 3 exons. The record is from RefSeq and is a predicted model, not a curated record. Bases 156 to 1082 code for a protein of 308 amino acids. Gene Ontology annotation, biological process: regulation of DNA-templated transcription.